GGAGUCUCUUUGUCGUUCGGUGUCUUCCAAGAUUACUACACAAAUACACUCAAAUUCAGCGACCGUUCAUCCUGGAUUGGUGUCCUUAAUGCUGGCAUCCCGUUCUUGGGAGCUCCAUUGAUGACGAGGCUUUCUCACAGUACACGGUUUCCAUUGCAAUACUAUAUAUUCGCUGGAUGGGCAUGCUGCAUAGUAGCACUCUUGGGCAGUGCUUUUUGCCAUACUCUCGGAAGUCUGGUAGUCACCCAAGGCCUUUUAUAUGGACUGGGGGUGCUUCUCUCGGAGAUGCCAACCUUCGUCAUCUUCAAUACGUGGUUCGUACGGAGACGAGGUCUGGUCUAUGGCAUAGUUUUCGGUUCGACAGAUCUUUUUGGUGUUGCAUCGAGCUUUGCUGCCAGCACCAUGUUGAGCAAGCAUGGUAUGAAAGCCACAUUUCUCAUGUUUGCGGCAAUCUGCUUCGUCAUUACCGGCAUAGCGAUUUGUUUCCUGAAACGACGACCGUCCACCAACUACUCCCCAUCAGCCACCGUCCCGCUUCGCUACUAUCUUCGACCAUCCUUCUACCUUUUCAUGGCCGCGAACCUCCUGCAAUCACUUGCAUUCUACCUACCGUUCAUCUACCUCGCAUCCUACACAACAAUGCUCGAUUCUUUGACCUCAAGAGGAGCAGGAGCAAUCGUUCUUGCUGUGGCCAACGCGGCCCAGAUCGUUGGGGAACUCACUUUUGGAGCGUUAUCUGACAAAGUCAACGUGCAUAUUCUGGUGGCCCUUUCGUCCCUGUUGGCAUGUCUAUCUACGUUUUUCCUCUGGGGUUUUGCAGAUUCAUUUGGGUUGCUGAUCGCAUUCGCAUUGGCUUUUGGUGGUACUGCCAGCGGUUUCCUCGCUCUCUGGCCACGGAUAGGAACUCUGUUUGGGGAGUCUGAUGCGAGUAUGAUAUACAGCUUCAUGUCCUGUGGGAGAGGGUUGGGUGCGAUCGUAUCUGGACCUAUCAGUACUGCCUUGAUCCCUGAUCGGCGAGCCGAUCAGCCUGCUUUGUCUGCACAGGACAAGUUCAGACAUGUCAUUCUGUUUGUCGGGGUGUGCAUGGCUAUAAGCUCCGCGGUGGGAUUUACGUGCUUGUUUGCAUCGCUGUGGAAGAACAAAAGGAAACUUUGCAUGAAACUAGACUGUCGAUGUUGUAUAGCUUAG
This is a messenger RNA of Exophiala viscosa, 1188 nucleotides long. Its product is annotated as major facilitator superfamily domain-containing protein. Gene Ontology annotation, molecular function: transmembrane transporter activity. Gene Ontology annotation, biological process: transmembrane transport. The transcript is spliced from 2 exons. The annotation marks the transcript as partial. NCBI's taxonomy places the organism in Eukaryota, Fungi, Ascomycota, Eurotiomycetes, Chaetothyriales, Herpotrichiellaceae. Gene Ontology annotation, cellular component: membrane. The record is from RefSeq and is a predicted model, not a curated record.